Molecule: messenger RNA, 1154 nt
Organism: Contarinia nasturtii (swede midge)
Lineage: Eukaryota; Metazoa; Arthropoda; Insecta; Diptera; Cecidomyiidae
Product: nuclear speckle splicing regulatory protein 1
Exons: 3
Coding region: 82-1080 (332 amino acids)
Biological process (GO): regulation of alternative mRNA splicing, via spliceosome
Source: RefSeq, a predicted model, not a curated record
GCCAGAUGUUUCCACUUCUUUUGACAUUGAGAGAAUGUAGUUCGAACGAUUACAAGCGGAAGGCAAAAGAUUAUUUAUCAUAUGAAAAUGGCUGAGAAGAAAUACGGAUUGAUAAAAGCUCAGAAGCCAACCACACGUUUAUUGGCAUUUGUAAGUGACAGUGAAUCUGAUGAAGAGUCAGCGACAAAGACAAUUUCAAUGGGCGAAAGUGCCACUCAAAAACGACAGGCGCGACUUCUUCAAUUAGCAGCUCAACAAGAAGAUCCAACUAUAUUUCAAUACGAUGAAGUCUAUGACGAAAUGAGUGCAAAACGUGAAAUAGAAAAAAACUCUAGAUCAAAUGUAAAUAGAGAAUCAAAAUACAUUAGCAAAUUGUUAAUUACGGCGGAAAAGCGGAAAAUCGAACAUGAGGGACGUAUUGAGAGAAAAAUGCAACGGGAACGUGAAGCUGAGGGCGAUCAAUUUAAAAAUAAGGAGGUUUUUGUUACCUCUGCCUAUCGGCAAAAAUUGGAACAAUUGAAAACGGUCGAAGAUGAAGCACGACGCGAAGAAUACUUGGAGAGUGUUGGCGAUGUACGCAAACAAAAAGAUUUAAGUGGCUUCUAUCGUCAUAUCUACGAACAAAAAAUAUGUGCCAACGAGGAAAUAAAAAACAAAGAGAGAGCAAGCAAGCGACGUGUAUAUAGAAAACGAAGUGAAAACUUAGAUGAAGAAAAAACAUCAGAAACUCCAGGAAAAAAAAAUAUUCAUUUACAAUCGAACUUGGAUGCGGACUCAGAUUUCGAUAUUGACUCCUCCUCAGACUCUGAAGAACAAAAUGUACAAACUGUUAUAAAUUUUGAUAACAAUACGAAAGAAGUAUUAAAAGACAUUUUGUUGAAAGAAGAUAAAUCAAAUACGAAGAAAGUGAAAAAGGACGGAGAACAAAUUAAUAAAGCUCAAAUUAUUGCUUUGGAGAAUAAACCAUCGUUCGCAAUAUGGCAAAAACGGACGGUUGGAGAUGAUUAUACUGCAGCUGUUAACCGAUAUUACGAACGAAAAAAGCAAAUCGCCGGAACGGGAAAUUGCAAUUACUUUUAAACGCUGGAUACAUAAAAUUCUAAAAUUGAAAUAAAGGUUAAUGAAACGAUUCUUUGAUUUGUUGCGUAAAAUGA